Molecule: messenger RNA, 966 nt
Organism: Rhizoctonia solani
Lineage: Eukaryota; Fungi; Basidiomycota; Agaricomycetes; Cantharellales; Ceratobasidiaceae
Product: dihydroorotate dehydrogenase
Exons: 3
Coding region: 1-966 (321 amino acids)
Biological process (GO): 'de novo' pyrimidine nucleobase biosynthetic process
Cellular component (GO): cytoplasm
Molecular function (GO): dihydroorotate dehydrogenase activity
Source: RefSeq, a predicted model, not a curated record
AUGGGCUUCCGAUUGGGUAACCUCAGGGAACUGUACGCAAGUCCGUUCACUGGAGGGGUAACAACAAGAACUGCAACUUUAGGAGGCUUUCCGGACGAUUCUCAAAUACAUCAAGUUGCAUUCUCUUCAGCCAGUACAACUUCCUUAAAUUCAUAUGGUUACUCCCCUUAUCCAUUGACUCAAUACCUUCAAUGGGCCAAGGAAUUGAUAUCCAAAGAUCCCAGCUCUAUCAAGCCUAUUAUCAUUAGUAUCACGUUUGACCCACCUGGAGUGAAUGGGGACGAAACCCAAAGAUCUCUAGACCUAUUACUUCAGUCAAUCCAGGCGCUUCGUCAGGAGCUUGGUGAUAUAUGCACAGAUACAAAUGAUCCGGUUCGAAUCGCUGUCGAAAUCAAUACUUCUUGCCCCAAUAUAAUCGACGAACCACCUCCAGCGUACGAGCCCGCUGCGAUGCGCCCAUUGCUGGCGGUCAUCGCUCGGUAUGUCACAAAUGAUCCAUCCCUCGUAGUUGGGCUCAAGCUCCCACCAUACAUUCAUUCUAAACAAUUUACCGACCUUAUUGAAGAACUCGCGAGGCAUUCUCCUUCCGACGGGCUACACCCUAUUGCAUUCCUCACAUGCACUAAUACGCUGGGAUCUAGUGUUUUAUUCCAAGAUCAAAUAAUUCCAUCCAGUUUUGGGAAGCCAUCUGAAGAUUUUGAUUUCGCUGUGCCCACAGUAUAUGGUGGCCUUGCGGGCGAUGCGAUUCACCCCUUAUCUUUAGGCAACGUUCAUCGGUUCUCCAGUCUGUUGAAGGCGCAUUCGGAUAUCAAGCUUCGAAAUAUUGCUGUCAUUGGAGUAGGGGGUGUUACGAGUAACGAAGCGGCCUUGCGCAUGAUUAGAGCGGGUGCGACACUAGUUGAAUGCGCUACAAUAAUAGGGGCUAAGGGUGUGGGGGUAUUCGAGGAAUUGUCCAAAGGUUUCUAG